Molecule: messenger RNA, 2892 nt
Organism: Sardina pilchardus (European sardine)
Lineage: Eukaryota; Metazoa; Chordata; Actinopteri; Clupeiformes; Clupeidae
Exons: 1
Coding region: 1-2892 (963 amino acids)
Biological process (GO): DNA integration
Molecular function (GO): nucleic acid binding
Source: RefSeq, a predicted model, not a curated record
AUGAACAAGCAGAAGGCUAAGCUACCACUGUACGUGGUCAAAGGGGCUUCACCCCCACUCUUUGGUCGGGAAUGGCUGCGCAAAAUACAGAUUGACUGGCGGGAAAUUAAGACGGUUCGGGAGGAGACACUAGAAGUAGUGCUACAGAGGCAUAAUGAAGUCUUUAAAAAGGAGCUGGGCACACUGAAAGGUAUCAAAGUCUCCAUAGCUCUGAAACCGCAACAUCAACCACGGUUUUGCCAGGCAAGAGUCGUUCCCUAUGCUCUUAGACCAAAAGUUGAAGCUGAGAUUGACCGACUGAGCGAACAGGGCAUCAUAUCGCCUGUCAAGUUCAGCGACUGGGCAACACCCAUUGUCCCGGUUGUGAAGAAAAAUGGAGAUGUUAGGAUUUGCGGUGAUUUUAAAGUGACAAUCAACCCCGCUCUGCAGGUAGAGAAAUAUCCAAUUCCACGAAUUGAAGAUUUAUUCGCAUCACUGUCAGGGGGACAGCAUUUCAGUAAGCUGGACUUGUCUCACGCGUAUCUGCAAAUGCCUGUUGAAGAAAAAUCUCGCAAAUAUCUCACCAUAACAACGUCAAAGGGACUGUUCUGUUACAACAGACUUGCUUUUGGAAUCACGUCAGCCCCCGCCAUUUUUCAACGGGCCAUGGACCAGGUCCUCCAGGGUCUUCCGAACGUCCACUGCUAUUUGGACGACAUUUUGGUGACUGGCCAAGACCGCCUGCAGCACCUGAAGAACUUGGACGCUGUCCUGGGACGCCUUGAAGAAUUCGGCUUGCGUGUCCAAAAAGACAAAUGUGAAUUUUUCAAGGAUUCACUGGAAUAUUUGGGCCAUGUUAUCGAUGCCCAUGGCCUGCACAAGUCACCGGAGAAAGUUAGGGCGAUUGUGGAAGCUCCUGCACCAACAAAUGUGAGUCAGCUUCGAUCAUUUUUAGGGCUUAUUAAUUACUACAGCAGGUUCAUUCCUAACCUGUCAUCCAUUCUUAGCCCACUCAAUGCACUCUUGUGCAAAGGCAAACAGUGGCAAUGGACAUCACAAUGCGAAAUGGCAUUUCAGGAGGCCAAAGAACAGUUGUUGUCGCAAAGUGUGCUAACUCAUUACAACCCAGAACUUCCCAUCCGGCUGGCAUGUGACGCUUCACCUUAUGGGGUAGGUGGUGUGAUAUCACACAUCCUUCCAGAUGGGCAAGAGAGGCCCAUAGCCUUUGCAUCAAGAACCUUGAAUAAAGCGGAACAGAAUUAUGCACAGAUUGAGCGUGAAGCUCUUGGCAUUAUAUUUGGUGUUCGGAAAUUCCAUCACUAUUUAUAUGGCAGGAAGUUUACGCUCCUCACAGACCAUCGCCCUCUGACCACAAUUCUGAGUCCCAGCAAAGCUAUACCAUCUAUGGCAGCCGCCAGAAUGCAGCGAUGGGCUCUCCUGCUGGCUGCUCAUGAUUAUAUCAUCCAAUACAGAGAAGCAGCACGUCAUGGCAAUGCUGAUGGGCUGUCCCGCCUGCCACUUGCCACAUCAGCUAAGGAGAGAAUCAACACUGUGGACAGUUUUCACAUUAAACACCUGGAAACCUUACCUGUGAGCUGCAAAGACAUCUGCAAGGAAACCAGGACCGAUCCGGUUCUCGUUCAGGUACUGGAAAUGGUCUCUACAGGUCGCUUCCCGAGAGUCCAGCAUGUGGACAGCACACUGGCACCAUUCAUCAGCAGGAAGGAUGAACUAACUGUUCAGCAACAGUGCCUCAUGUGGGGUAUCCGUGUAGUCAUCCCUCCUAAGCUGAGACCCAGAGUACUGUCCGAACUACACACUGGACACCCUGGUGUUGUUAAAAUGAAAGCUGUUGCCCGAAGUUACAUGUGGUGGCCAGGAAUUGACGCCCAGAUCGAACAAGUGUCGAAGACCUGCCAAUCCUGUCAACUCACACAGAAAGCACCUGGACCAUCACCUCUCCAUCCUUGGGCAUGGCCGGGAGCUCCAUGGCAGAGGAUCCAUGUCGAUUUUGCCGGUCCUUUCCAAGGCCAUAUGUUCAUGGUGGUCGUGGAUGCCCAUUCCAAGUGGCCUGAAGUGCACCUGAUGAGCUCCACCACGGCUUCCAAGACCAUACAGGUACUGAGAAGGCUAUUCAGUCGUUACGGCCUUCCUGAGGUCUUAGUGAGCGAUAAUGGUCCCCAGUCCACUUCAAGCGAAUUCGACACAUUCAUGAAGAGCAACGGAGUUAAGCACAUUCGCUCUGCACCAUUCCACUCAGCCACAAAUGGCCUUGCGGAACGUUUUGUGCAAACAUUCAAGCAUUCACUGAAGCGCUCCUCAGGAACAGUUUCAAUCCAACACCGACUGGAUGCAUUCUUGCUAAUGUAUCGCAACACUCCGCACUCCACCACAAAGGAAUCACCAUCCAUGCUUUUCAUGCAUCGCAAGCUGCGAUCUCGACUCGACCUGCUGAAGCCUAGCGUUGCAGCUGAAGUGGAGAAAGCACAAGAGGAGCAGUGUGCUCGUCGACAGACGCAUGCUAAAGCCAGAUCAUUCAAAGUGGGUGACACAGUCCUAGUUCGUGAUUAUGGGAGAGGAGAGAAGUGGACACCGGGCGUUGUUUCAGCCGAAACUGGUCCUGUGUCAUACAAAGUCAACGUCGGAUCAUCGGAACACUGGAGAAGACAUGCUGACCAGAUCCUGACUCGACAUGCAGAGCUGGACGUUCCAGAGUCUUCAGAGUCUUCUCAUGCUCCAGCAGAUCUGCCUGUGUUGGAGAACACAGUUCCUGAACCAGCUGUUCCGGCUCCUGAUCCAGUGAGUGUGCCGUCAUCCCCGGUAACAUCAGAGGUAGUCAACGCACCACAUCAAGAGACUGGUAAGCUCUACCCAUCCCGUGUCAUUACGAAACCAGUUCGUUUUAGCCCUUAA